Messenger RNA from Neodiprion fabricii, 1361 nucleotides. RefSeq lists its product as uncharacterized. The transcript has 6 exons. The coding region runs from base 61 to 912 and encodes 283 amino acids. NCBI's taxonomy places the organism in Eukaryota, Metazoa, Arthropoda, Insecta, Hymenoptera, Diprionidae. The record is from RefSeq and is a predicted model, not a curated record.
AUUUUGUCGACGCAGGACGCUUACGCAGUUGCGUUUACGCUUGUGAAAUCUAAUUCAAUCAUGCCGGACAAACCGGAACCAAGCGCGCCGGAAACUGAUUCACCGCCACCUUCGUACUCCAGUCUCAUGGCCUCGCAGUCCCAGGGGACUUACGUCCCGGUACCGAUGGAAUCCAGUCAACCUGCACCCUAUCCCACGACGGUGCCGGUUCAGCAGGACACCACAUCGUACUACAACCCCGUUAACCAGGUGCCGAUGGAGAAUGGAAAACCGAUGUCACAACCUGGAUUCAACAUUACCCCUUACGCCUCAACGACUUACGCUCCCAUCGUGAACGAACCUCCGGUAGUCCAUGUGAUUACUCCAAAUCGGACGAUCGUGGCUUCUUCCCAAGCCACCAAUUCAAGGAGCAAAAGAUCUCGGUACUUAACGGUCUUGGCAGCGAUAGGAGCGAUAUUCAUCAUGAUCGGUGUCGGCUCGAGGAUGCAUCAAAGGACUCAGGAGAGACAACUGCAGCAGAAAAGGGCGCACAAAGUACUGCGCAGGCAAAUACAAGAGGAACUUGGCGAUCGUGGCGAUUUCAACGACUACGAUCAUUUUCGGCGAGAGUUCGAGGAUCCCGUAAUGUGGAAUUCUGGUGGGAACCGGUACAAGCGUUCGAUAACUUCGGUGCUGCCAAAUCGUGACUACGAUUUUGAGGCUUUGAACAGGGCCGCAAUCAGUUUCGUUAAGCAAUUGCCUCAGUUGAAAAACUUGGACAGUCGACCAACCGUUUACGACGCGGACCACAGAUUCGGUCACUCUCUCUUCAAACGGAACACCAUGAACAAACGUCUGCAGGGGCAUGUGAAGAGAAGAUACGUAAAGCCGAACGCCGGCUUACGUGGAACCCCCAUAACCAGUUGUUCCUAAACGAAGAACACGGAGAAAACGGUAUUCUUCCCUGAUGACCGAUUCAUUUUCAUUGGGAGCCCAUAGCAGCGUCGACAACGCAGGAACCUAAAAUCAGCACUGGAUCCACUGAGGCGGACACACGACGCCAUCAUAAGCGAAUGGAGCCCUUGUGUGGUGAUAGUGUGUAGUGUGUAGUGUAGUGUAGUGUGUAGUGUAGUGAUAGAAAGUAAUAGUUGCUCAAUACCACGCAUUUCGUCCACGACACGUACUUUCCACGCAAUCGCUAGUGUGUAUUCGUUACCACAUCUGAUGUUCAUUACGCUGACGGGUAAAGAUGAAUAAGCUUGCCUGCAUUCGUCGAUCGUGAUUUUCACCUGUUGCACUACCAACCACAUCGCUGGCUAUGAAUCCUUCAAAGCCGACCGCGAGCAUGGCAGUGUCGUGGAAAGAGAUGUUAUCCUCACCCU